CGACCACCACUGGGCAUGGCGUCAUGUCACCCAAGUGAAUUGGUUUCCGAGUAGCUUACUCCUUACUAGCUUCUUCACUCAUCAUCACCAUCAGUGCAUGAAGAAGAGAUAUGGAUUGCCAUUGGGGCGUAAACAGGACACCGUCUUCUUGCUCAGCCGUCCUCAACUUUCGGAAUAUUAAAUAAUAAAUACUAAUUAACUAAUACUCCCUCCGUCCCACUGUCUUUGUCCACUUACCUUUUGGCACACCAUCUAAUGCACUUCUUUAAUCCAUUUUAUCUUGUAAUUUGUAUAUUAAAAAAUUAUAGAAAUUAUAUAUUAAUAAUCUAUAUGUUAAGACAAAUCAAACAAGAUCACACAUGACUAUAUUUAGGCUUACACAUUGAGAGAAUUUGAUGAGUCAAAAGAUUUUAGGUGAAAGUUUUGCUUAUUAAGCUAGCUCACUUCCACGUAACUCGCGUAUCAUUUGUAACAUAUUUGUAGUAACUUAGCUAUAAGUGAUGCAGGGUGGCCCAUCACUUGGCGUAGGACUCUCUAAAAGAUCAUUGUAUCCAUUAUCAUCACUCUCCAAACCUUGCCAGCAGCGUAAGAUCAAAACUCGACAUUUUACAAGUAAACAAAGCUCUCAACAUCUUACUUUUGCAACGUAUAAGGGCCCUUCAGCCCGAACCGGACCACAACCUUGGGAUCUUGGAAGAUUUCUUAGCACAUUGUAUUAUUUUAAUGGACCUCCCUCCCCUUCCAAGUUCUUUGAGUUCUUGAUUGGGAAGGUAUCCGGCACUUCGCCUAGUAAACCCGUAAAACUGAUGGAUGCUUCAGGAAUCAUCCUGGUUGCUGGGGCCACAGGUGGUGUUGGAAGAAGAGUGGUAGAUAUCUUGCGCAGCAAAGGGUUGCCUGUCCGAGCACUGGUCAGAGAUGAAGAGAAGGCAAGAAGAAUGCUUGGUGAAGAUGUUGAUUUGAUUGUAGGUGAUAUUACUAAGGCUAGCAGUCUGCUCCCGAGCCAAUUUAAUGGAGUGAGAAAGGUUAUUAAUGCUGUUUCAGUUAUUGUUGGCCCCAAGGAAGGGGAUACCCCUGACAGAGCCAAAUAUAAUCAGGGGAUCAAAUUCUUUGAGCCAGAGAUAAAAGGUGCUUCACCUGAAAUGGUCGAGUACAUUGGCAUGAAAAAUUUAAUGAAUGCAGUAAAGGAAAGUGUCGGGCUCCGUAUGGGAAAACUUGUAUUUGGAUUUGAAGACAAUUCAUCUCGACCACUUUCAUGGGGUGCCUUGGAUGAUGUUGUGAUGGGAGGAGUGAGUGAAAGCACAUUCGUGAUAGAUCCAAGUGGCGGAGAAGAUGCUAAACCAACGGGCAUUUUCAAAGGAAAUGUUACCACAGCAAAUAAUGGGGGUUUUGUCAGUGCAAGGACAAAGAACUUUCCCAUACCCAAAGAUCUUUCUGCUUAUGAUGGUUUGGAGCUGCGGCUUAGGGGUGAUGGGCGCCGUUAUAAGCUUAUCAUUCGCACUAGCCGUGAUUGGGAUACAGUGGGCUAUACAGUAAGCUUUGACACGGUGGAGGGUCAAUGGCAAUCGAUUCGUUUGCCUUUUUCUUCUCUGAGACCUAUUUUUCGAGCUCGGACUGUAUUGGAUGCACCACCUUUUGAUCCAAGCCAGAUCAUAUCAUUGCAGUUGAUGUUCAGUAAGUUCGAGUAUGAUGGUAAACUAAACCGAACUUUCAAGGAAGGUCCUUUUCAACUUCCUUUAUCACACAUUCGUGCAUACAUGAAGGAUCCUAUCACUCCCAGGUUCGUACAUGUGGGGUCUGCUGGUGUUACUCGACCUGAGAGAACAGGACUAGAUAUGAGCAAACAGCCUCCUGCUGUUCGCAUGAACAAGGAGCUGGGCUACAUUUUGACAUUUAAGCUAAAGGGAGAGGAUGUGAUAAGGGAAAGUGGAGUACCAUAUACAAUAGUGAGGCCUUGUGCUUUGACUGAAGAACCUGCUGGUGCCGAGCUCAUUUUCGAACAAGGAGACAAUAUAACUGGAAAGAUAUCCCGGGAAGAAGUUGCACGGAUAUGUGUGGCUGCUCUUGAGAGCCCCUAUGCAUGUGACAAAACAUUCGAGGUCAAGAGUGUGAUUCCAUUCAGUGAGCCAUACACAGUGGAUCCUGAAAAUCCUCCACCAGAGAAAGAUUAUGAUGCUUACUUCAAGACAUUGAAAGAAGGUGUCACUGGGAAAGAAAACAUAGAGAUGCAUAAGGAGAGAGCUAACUUAUAAGGCUUGAGUUAUCUUGGCAGCCAUUUCUGUGUAAGAGAGAAUCUUCCCAGGUGAGCUCAAGAACACACUCCUUUGAAUGGGAGGAGACCACAGACCACUCUGUGAAUAAUCAAACCCAAAUUCCGACACAUCUGAGUAUUUUGAGAGAAGCUUUUCUGAGACUAAGUUUGAAACCAGCUGAGCUCUCAAUGUUGAGGAUGAUUCUUCUGAGGUACACAUUUUAUCAAAACAAUGUUUAAUUGUUUGGCAUUCUACUCUACAUCUUUCCAUUAUAUAAGUCUCAAGAAAGAUGGUUUUUCAUGUUUGGCCAAUUCAAAUGUGAUACGUGACCCUCAAAUAAUAAUAAUAAUAAUAA
This is a messenger RNA of Cuscuta campestris, 2604 nucleotides long. Lineage: Eukaryota; Viridiplantae; Streptophyta; Magnoliopsida; Solanales; Convolvulaceae. The record is from the annotation of a GenBank genome assembly.